Messenger RNA from Mizuhopecten yessoensis (Yesso scallop), 1994 nucleotides. RefSeq names its product hemicentin-1-like. The transcript is spliced from 12 exons. NCBI's taxonomy places the organism in Eukaryota, Metazoa, Mollusca, Bivalvia, Pectinida, Pectinidae. The coding region runs from base 42 to 1967 and encodes 641 amino acids. The record is from RefSeq and is a predicted model, not a curated record.
GUUACAAUUCGUACAUCUAUGUGUAGAGCUACAUACAGAAAAUGAUGCAGUGGACGUAUUUCUGUAUAGGUCUUUUCUAUCAGCUGCAGUGCACUUUCUCUAUGGAAAUAGAUACGUUUGGGUUACCAUCCGUGACAACCAAAUUUGAAGAGAAACACUAUGUGGUGCCUGACAGAACGAUUAACUUUAAUCUGACAUGUGAAGCGACAGGCGACCCAACUCCAUCGAUCACGUGGUUGAAGAAUGGACAGUCCUUCAUUGAUACAUUAAGGGCACAUGUCACGUCGAUUGGUGUCCUUGUUUUCACGGAGGCUGUUUCCAGUACUUAUGGUACCUACCAAUGUAAGGCAACAAAUGCCAAAGGCGCCUCCAUUUCUCCGGAGAUUUCCAUCAAUAGGGCUUUGUUGGGAAAUUUCCCGCAGACACCGGAAGUGAAUACAGUAUCCGAGGAUCGUAACCAGUACUUAGCCUUGCCCUGUACAGAUCGACCAACGUGUGAACCGAAAAGUUCCUGCAGGUUCGAAUGGAAGCGACGCGGUGGAGAAGGAGUUGCACCGGAAGAGCGUAUUCUGGUGGACAAUGAAGGUACACUUCAUAUCCUGUACCUGGAUCAGUCAGAUGACAAUGAAACGUAUACUUGUGGAGUGUGGAACUCACAAUUUAGAUCGCAUGUCCGAAGUCAACAGACCACCAAACUAAAGAUCAGGUUUGACGGAUCACGGAAUACCUAUCCUCCCGCACUGGUGUUUAGCAAAAAUGUCACAGGAAAGGCUACACAGCAGGCUCGGCUUCAGUGUGUUUUCUCGGGACAUCCUCUCCCUGACAUUGCUUGGUUGGAUACUAACGGUGAUACUAUAGAAGAGAGUGAUGUGUACAGUUUCCAUGACAACAGACAUACCUUAGUGAUAAGUUCUUUGUCCGCUGAUCACGAAGGCAUGUACACGUGCAAUGGCUUACAGACAGCAUCUAAUGCGCGUGCAGAGGGCAACGUGUACCUCAACGUUACGGGACCUCCCAUCUUUGAAACCGGAGCAAUGGUGGACCAGGUACUGACAGUAGGUUCAGACGCGCAGUACAGCUGUUUGUCGCGGUCCCUCCCCAACGAAAUUGUUCCAGACCCACCAGUUUGGUACCAGGAUGCGCAGGAAAUCACAGUCUUUGGUCCCGAAGAGAAGUUCUCAAGAAACGGCACAGUGCUGACUGUGAAUAGAUUGGAGAAGAACGACACGUCGUGUAUACAGUGUGCGGUGGGAAACAGCGAAGGACGCAGCUUCCGGGAAACUCGGCUCGUCGUCAUAGAUCCCAUCACCAUCCUCGAAGGUUUACCGGAGUUUGUAGAAGUAACUCCAAACACUUCAGUCGGUAUACGUGUGACUGCUAUAACUGACCCACGUCUGUCUCUGACAUACGAGUGGUCAUUUCUGGAUAAUGAAGUAUGGACAGGUUUGCCGACAGGUGUAGCGAUCAGUGACGACCAGCAGAAUGCUACGUUUACUCCAAGCCCGAGUAAUGUCCAGGAGAUCAUUGGCAUAUACAGGGUGGUUAUCCGGCAUGCCUUCGACUCGGUGAUACUACAUACCAACAUAACAACAACGUUUUCAUCAACAACACAAACAGCUGCAACAAACACUACCGAAGCAACACCAACGACAACUUCAGCAUCAACAACGACAACUUCAGCCUCAACAACAACUUCAGCCUCAACAACAACAACUUCAGCUUCAACAACGACAACUUCAGCAUCAACAACAACUUCAGCGAAGAUGAUGCCAGCCAAACCGCCUGUGGGCAAUCAGGAAGAAGAACCUUCCUCCUCUGUACCAGUAGCUGCCAUCGUGGUUAUUGUCAUAGCAUGCAUAUUCGUGUCAGGACUCAUCAUCGCAGUCAUCUGGUACAGACAAAAGAAGCAAAACAAAUUGACCAUCGACCAGCCACCAGUGAAGUUCGAAAACACAAAAGACGCAUGAGUCAGCUGUGACGUCAUACAAAGGAAU